Molecule: messenger RNA, 390 nt
Organism: Clunio marinus
Lineage: Eukaryota; Metazoa; Arthropoda; Insecta; Diptera; Chironomidae
Source: the annotation of a GenBank genome assembly
AUGUCUUUGCAUAAACAAUAUCUUAAUGUGAGUCUUCUUUUUCAAACAAAUCAAAAACACUUCCAAGAGGUAUUCAUAUUGAAGAGACCGAAGCGGGAAUUGUUAAGUCGAGAGAUGUUGAAUGCUGAAGUUGUUGCCAUGAAAACAGGAUCAUCAACAAUGUUGCGAGUAUUGUUAUUUGACUCCUUUUUAUACAGCAGACUUGUUAACAAUGCAUGCAUGCAGAUAUCUGGAAACUCUCCCAGUCAACAAAGAAAUUGGAACAAAAAGUCGAAGCGAAAUAAAAAAUUAAGGAGCAUGAGAAAACCAGAUGCAAGACAGAAGAAGCUUAUGUUAGAUCUCAGAAAAUUUUGUUUCCUUUUAAAGAUUUCCGCAAGUUUAAAUAACUGA